AUGGAAGCACUAAACCUCAACAAUGCUUCUAUUUCCUCGACUUUACCAAAUGCAAAUUUGCAUUUACCUCCUCUCCCUCCAACCCCGGACCCUAUGCAACCCCCCCUUAAUUUGACUAGGGCAGUCGGCAAAAAGCCCAGUAGGGAAAAUGAAACCUCCGAAUCUGAAAAGAGGAAGAAAGUGGCAUCUUCAUCUGAAGAUGAGAUGUCUUGUUCAAACCAUGAAGAAUCAUCUUCAUCCCAAAAAGAUAAUGUCGAGUAUAAUGUGGAAAAACCGAGGGAAAAACAGAUGUUCGCCAAAGAGGUUGGGGAUGGUAAACCUGACUUCAGCUGGAGCGAAUGCUGUGGAAAAUUGAAAUUUUUGUUAGAUUUAUUUCUGCCCUUGAGAGAACUCGCGAGUAAGAUUAGUAAUGACACAAUAGUCGACCAUUACUUGAUGAAUAUAAAAAUCGAUGAUUUGACCACCACCCUGAAGGAAGCCUGUGAUGAAUUAUUGGUUUCAUGUCAGGGUUAUUUUUUUGCCUCUGACCUCGAAAGUCAGCAUUCAAAAAUUGAUGAUGAAAGUGCAAAUGGCAAUUUAGUUGCACAUGAUCCUGGUAUAAGGCAAAUUAUUGAAAAUGAAGCACAAAGAAAAUUUUUAAUAGGACUAGGUCCUAUUUUAUCAUCAUUUCCAGUGCACAAUGAGGAGAACAAGUUCAUUUGCCGAUGGUCUAAGAAGUUUCCUCUUUUGGAAUACAGUACCAUUAAGGAUGCAGCCUUUUGCUUCAUUUGUUCUCUAUUCCCCAAAGGAAUUGGGAGAGAAAAGGCAGAAUCAGCCUGGACCAGCAAAGGAAUAAGUUCAGAAGAAACAGCAGCUAGACAAGGAUCAGCAUUCAGGGGGAAUGAAACCGAUGACGAAAAUUUUUCGCAAAUAGUACGCCUUAUGUCGAGACAUGAUUAUAUGUUGAAAAAGUGCUUGGACAACCGGAAACUUCGACCCUAUCAUACUACAUAUAUGAGUUCAAAAUCACAAAAUGGGUUUUUCGAACUUUUAGGAGAUGGAGUAAGGAAAUCCAUUGUUAAUGAAAUUCAAACAGCACCAUUUAUAACAGUUAUGGCUGAUCAUACACCAGAUAUUCCACACGAAGAUAUGAUAUCUGUUGUUAUAAGGUUCGUCGAUGAUCAAGGUUGUCCGAGAGAAAGACUCAUUUCAACAGGACAUGGAACAGCUUCAGAUAUUUUGAGGAUUUUGAACUUGAAGAAUAUCGACCUUUUCAAUUUAUCUUUGCAAUCCUAUGACUUUGCUUCGGCAAUGUCUGGAAAGUUUAUUGGAUCCUAA
Molecule: messenger RNA, 1317 nt
Organism: Phaedon cochleariae (mustard beetle)
Lineage: Eukaryota; Metazoa; Arthropoda; Insecta; Coleoptera; Chrysomelidae
Source: the annotation of a GenBank genome assembly